Molecule: messenger RNA, 1857 nt
Organism: Aspergillus clavatus NRRL 1
Lineage: Eukaryota; Fungi; Ascomycota; Eurotiomycetes; Eurotiales; Aspergillaceae
Product: putative Patatin-like serine hydrolase
Exons: 3
Coding region: 1-1857 (618 amino acids)
Biological process (GO): arachidonate metabolic process
Cellular component (GO): membrane
Source: RefSeq, a predicted model, not a curated record
AUGGAGUCUGUGACAUUGCGUCGCAAAGACACGACCAAGGGCCCUCCCUUGAGGGUCCUGUCGUUAGACGGAGGUGGCGUGCGAGGCUACUCGAUGCUCAUCAUCCUCCAGGAACUCAUGUACCGCAUCUAUGUCGAAUGUGAAGGCAAACCCCCGCGCCGCGACGAGAUCCCUAAACCCUGCGACCACUUCGACCUCAUCGCCGGCACCGGCACCGGUGGUCUGAUCGCCCUCAUGCUGGGCCGCUUGCGCCUCGACCUCGAGACCUGCAAGGAGGUCUACGUGCGCAUGACCCGCCGCGUCUUCGAGACCGACAAGACCAUCGCCGGCAUCCCCUACCGAUCGACGCUGUUCAAGGCCUCCAAGCUGGAGGAGGCCAUCCGCGAAUGUGUGCGGGAGCAUACCAUCUUCGAGGCCGAGGGGAACGAUAUGCCCCCCUCGAGCUCGCGCAGCUCCAUCGUCAGCAUGCCCUACAGUCCCGGCACGAUCCCCCAGCGCUCCGUGAGUCGAGGCAGUUUCAGUGCCUCCUAUGCCGCCCAUCCCUCCUCACCGGUCAGCCAGCGACAUUCGGCGAUUGUGAAUGGGUUACGGUGGGGGAAGCCAGAUGCUCUACUGUAUGAUAAUCGGGAAAACCGGACAAAGACUGCCGUCACGGCUGUCUACAAAGGCACCACCCGCAACGGAUCCGCCGUGCUCCUCCGAUCCUACGACUCGCGGAAAGAGCCUCCACCCGAAUUCAACUGUACUAUCUGGCAGGCUGGUCGUGCCACCUCGGCGACGGGCCUUGCCUUCAAACCCAUUCAGAUCGGACAGCAUGUGUUUAUCGACGAGGGGGCCGGCACUUACAAUCCCGCCCCGCAGAUUCUGGACGAGGCGGCCGUGAACGAGUGGCCCGGGCGGGAGAUCGGCGUGUUUGUCAGUGUGGGCACCGGGAAGCGCCCGGCAGGCACAAAUAGCCGCCAGCACGAGUGGUGGGAGGGCUUUGUCGGCGACGGCCUGGGGAGCUUUGCCGAGGCCCGGCGACGGCUCAUUGCCAAGAUUGAGGGCUGCGAGGACAUCCACCGGGAGAUGCUCCGCAGCCACCUGGCCAAGCGGAAUGUCAGCCAGGACAACUACUACCGCUUGAACGUCGAGGUGGGCGUGGGCGAGUUUGGCAUGAACGAGUGGAAUCGCCUGGUCGACAUCAGCACCGGUACCCGCCGUUACCUCUCCAAGACCGAGGUCAAAAAGAGCAUCCUGGACGCCGGCGUCAAAUUCGCCAAGAUCGACCGCAUGCACCGUCGACUGGCGGCCCAUGCCGCCGCCGGCGGUUCCGAGGGGUCCGGGGAGCCUGCUGACGACAUGCCGUUCACCCCUCAUAGCUACCAAUCGUCGCAGGGCCCGACGUUCACCGUCUCGCCGCCGUCCCACCCCAUGGCCGUGGAGCUGCCCGCGGAAUUGCCGGGCGACUUUGUCCCGCUGCCCACGAACCCACCGCUGCCCAUCCCCAGCAACGGGCGGGUGGCCUCACCCCCGCCGGACGACCUGUCCUCUCCAUCGGCGCGGGUUUCCGGCAGCGAGUUCAGUUUCACCCACAGCCAUAGCGACGUGAGUCGGCCAAGCUCGCAGCAGCAGCAGACGACAUCGCCCCGGCUGAGCAUGGAGCAGGUGCAUGAGGGGAAUUUCGCACCCCCCGUGCCUCCCAAGACGCCCAUCCCGUAUCCGGACAAUGUGAACGAGACGCUGAUGCCGAUGCCGCUGGUGAUACCACAUCAUGGCCGCCAUGGAUCGACUGGGAAAGUCCGGCCACCGUAUCCGGUGGACGAGACUCCUCCGGCUGUGAACAAGCAGCGAAAGCCUAGCUAUCAUGUGCGAUGA